This is a messenger RNA of Oldenlandia corymbosa var. corymbosa, 1239 nucleotides long. NCBI's taxonomy places the organism in Eukaryota, Viridiplantae, Streptophyta, Magnoliopsida, Gentianales, Rubiaceae. The record is from the annotation of a GenBank genome assembly.
AUGAGCUCGAAGGAGAGACCCACUCUUGGUGGUACGCGGAUUAAGACCCGCAAACGGAAUAUUGCAGCGCCUCUGGACCCUGCAGCAUUUGCGGAUGCAGUGGUCCAGAUUUAUCUGGAUAAUGCUGGUGAUUUGGAACUUAUUGCAAGGAGCCUUGAGUCCUCAGACCUUAACUUUUCUAGAUACGGCGACACCUUCUUUGAGGUGGUCUUCACAGGAGGUCGUACACAACCUGGAACAACCAAACCUGAUGAGGGGGAACGCCAUCCUUACUCUGUAAUUGAGUCUGAGCCAAAACGUGAUGCUAUUUUACCAUCUGUAGUAUACAUACAGAAGAUAUUGCGUAGGAGGCCAUUUCUUAUAAAGAACCUUGAAAAUGUUAUGCGAAGAUUCUUGCAGUCGUUGGAGCUUUUUGAGGAUAAUGAAAGGAAGAAACUUGCAAUCUUCACAGCUCUUGCUUUUUCUCAGAAGUUAUCGGGCCUUCCACCUGAGACUGUUUUCCAGCCCCUGCUCAAGGAUAAUCUUGUUGCCAAAGGGAUAGUUCUUGCAUUUAUCACAGACUUCUUCAAGGAAUAUCUUAUUGAUAACAGCCUUGAUGAUUUGAUUUCAAUCUUGAAGCGUGGUAAGAUGGAAGAUAAUAUUCUUGAGUUCUUUCCACCUGCCAAGCGUACACCUGAAGCACUCUCUGAACAUUUCACCAAGGAGGGACUUUUGCCGUUGGUCGAGUACAAUGAUAAGAAGAUUUUUGAGGUGAAGCUGAAGGAAAUGAAGUCUGCUUUGACUAGCCAGAUAACUGAGGAAGCUGACAUAUCUGAAGUCAUAGAAACAGUAAAACAACAUGUGAAAGAAGCUAAAUUUCCAGAUAUUGAAGUUGUGCGUAUCCUGUGGGAUGUUCUGAUGGAUGCUGUUCAGUGGUCUGGCAAGAAUCAACAACAGAAUGCUAAUUUAGCACUCCGGCAGGUGAAAACAUGGGCUGGACUGCUGAGUAACUUCUGCACUACUGGAAAGCUGCAAUUGGAACUUAUGUAUAAAAUCCAGAUCCAGUGCUAUGAAGAUGCAAAACUGAUGAAGCUGUUUCCUGAAAUUGUGAGGUCUCUUUAUGACCAAGAUGUGCUUGCGGAAGAUACCAUUCUCCACUGGUUCCGCAAGGGAACAAAUCCAAAGGGCAGGCAAACUUUUGUCAAGGCCUUGGAGCCAUUUGUGAAAUGGCUGGAGGAGGCCGAGGAGGAAGAGGAGUAA